Messenger RNA from Closterium sp. Naga37s-1, 558 nucleotides. The record is from the annotation of a GenBank genome assembly. Lineage: Eukaryota; Viridiplantae; Streptophyta; Zygnematophyceae; Desmidiales; Closteriaceae.
AUGUCGACCGACGCUGCUGCCGCGAAGCCGGACGAGGUGACCGUUGGGACCACGGCCGGAGACGAGAGCGCGCCGCUGAAGAAAUCGCGGAAGAUUCUCGUAGCGGUGGACCCGAGCGACGAGAGCUCGUACGCGUUAAAGUGGGCUCUCGAGAAUGUGAUACAAGCGGAGGACAAGGUUCACCUGCUACACGCGCAGCCGUACCCGAAAGUUUACGCAGGACCCGCGGGUCCAGCCCGGUUUGGUGCUGCUGGUGCAGGGUUCUACGUGCCGCCGGAGGUGGUGGAGACGAUGAAGAAGCAGGAGGAGGCCGUCAGUCGCCAGGUGCUGCGCGCUGCCAAGGCCAUGUGCGAGCAGUUCAAGGUAUCAGCCGAGGCGGACGUGAUAGAGGGCGAGCCCAGGGAGUCCAUCUGUGAUGCCGUGGAGCAGCUGGGCGUGCAGCUGCUGGUGAUUGGCAGCCAUGGCUACGGUACCGUGAAGAGGGCGUUCCUGGGCAGUGUGAGCGACUACUGUGUGCAUCAUGCUGCUUGCCCUGUGGUCGUGGUUCGUAAGGUGUAA